AUGUCAGCAAAUCCACCAUCGACUGUGACUGAUGUUAAGCUCGCUAUUCAAUCCAAAGUUAGUUUCCGCUUCUCACAGCCUCCUCCAAGAGAGGUAGAGAUACUGUUAGAGCUUACUGCGGGCAGAAACAAGAUUCCUUUGCCAAAAUCUAUUGCAGGACCCAGUGUUCCACUCCCGCCUGAACAGGACACAUUGCUUAGUCCAAACUACCAGCUAAUUAUACUUUCGAAGAAGCCAGCUUCAACAGAACCUGAAGAAACAGAAGACAAUGAAGAUAUGACAAAUCCUGCACAACAAACAUCAGAGCUUCGAAGCCGAAACUCCUCAAAGGAUCUCUUUCCCUCUCUCUAG
Molecule: messenger RNA, 351 nt
Organism: Brassica napus (rape)
Lineage: Eukaryota; Viridiplantae; Streptophyta; Magnoliopsida; Brassicales; Brassicaceae
Product: transcription initiation factor TFIID subunit 9-like
Exons: 2
Coding region: 1-351 (116 amino acids)
Biological process (GO): DNA-templated transcription initiation; RNA polymerase II preinitiation complex assembly
Cellular component (GO): SAGA complex; transcription factor TFIID complex
Molecular function (GO): RNA polymerase II general transcription initiation factor activity; transcription coactivator activity
Source: RefSeq, a predicted model, not a curated record